Colletotrichum abscissum is the source of this 1512-nucleotide messenger RNA. Its product is annotated as cytochrome P450. The coding region runs from base 1 to 1512 and encodes 503 amino acids. The transcript is spliced from 5 exons. NCBI's taxonomy places the organism in Eukaryota, Fungi, Ascomycota, Sordariomycetes, Glomerellales, Glomerellaceae. Gene Ontology annotation, molecular function: heme binding; monooxygenase activity; oxidoreductase activity, acting on paired donors, with incorporation or reduction of molecular oxygen. The record is from RefSeq and is a predicted model, not a curated record.
AUGGCGACCAUCGAGGAGCUCUCGGGCCACAUCUGGAACCCGCUUCUGCUGUUCUUUACGGCCCUUUUCAUAUAUCUGGGGUCCUUGAGCUACCGUUCAUGGAACCGUCUCAGACACAUCCCCGGACCACCAGGUGCCGCCUUGAGCAAGUGGUGGAUGCUACGUAACACACUAGGUGGGCAGAUGCAUCUCGCUCUCAAGCGAGCCUGUGAUGACUAUGGCCCGGUCGUCCGCAUCGGACCCAACGACUUGGUAACCAAUGACUCGGAAAUCCUUCGCCGCAUGUGGGCGGUUCGCUCGCCAUACCGCAAGGGCGCCUUCUACGAGGCCGUUCGCUUCGACCCCACGAGGGACAACCUCAUCUCCAUGAGAGAUGACCACGAGCACAACGAGCUGCGCGCCAAGAUGGCCAUUGGCUAUUCGGGUAAGGAGAAUGAAGGUUUCGAAACCACCAUCGACAGUCAGAUACAGGCCUUUAUCAGACUCAUCGAGGAGCGAUACGUGUCGACCACUGGUGCCUUUCGCCCGAUGGACCUUUGCCAAAAGGUUCAAUACCUCACGCUGGAUAUCAUCACCUCCCUUGCAUUUGGCUACCACUUCGGGUACGUCGAGCAAGAUGCCGACGUUCAUCAGUACAUCAAGAUGACUGAGCAGAGCAUGCCCGUCAUGAUGACGCUCUCGGUAUUCCCGCACCUGGCCAAGCUGCUGCAGUCGCCCCUAUUCCGCCAAGCCAUGCCCUCGGAGCAUGACCGCGUGGGGUUCGGCAAGUUCAUCGCUGUUGCUAAAAAGGUCGUGGCAGAGAGGCUCAUGUCGGACAAGACGGCCAAGCGGCGAGACAUGCUUGGAUCGUUCCUCGCACACGGACUAACUCGAGAGGAGGCCGAAGGCGAGACAUUGGUCCAGAUCAUGGCCGGGUCCGACACCACGGCGACCGCCAUUCGAACGACCAUGCUCUAUCUGAUGACGUCCCCCUCAUGCUACUCCAAGCUCGCCAAGGAGGUGCGGGAGGCGGCCAACGUGGGCACAAUCUCAUCUCCCGUGACCAGCCGCGAGGCGGGCGGCCUUCAGUACCUACAGGCGGUCAUCAAAGAAGGUUUGCGGGUGUUCCCUCCCGUCACCGGUCUCAUGUCGACGACGGUGCCCGCGGGCGGCGACUUCAUGCACGGCAUGAGCAUCCCCGAAGGCACCGACAUUGGCUGGACAGCGUUUGGCGUGCUACGCUCCAAGGCAGUGUACGGCCCGGACGCCGACGUGUUUCGGCCUGAACGGUGGCUCGAAGCCGGCGAGGACGAGCUGAAGGCAAUGACGGCGCAGUGGGAACUCGUCUUCAAGUACGGAAAGUGGCAGUGUCUCGGCAAGACGGUUGCUCUCAUGGAGUUGAACAAGGUCUUUGUGGAGCUUCUUCGCCGUUUUGACUUUGCCCUGAUUGACCCCGCCAAGUCGUGGAGCUCAUUCUCGGCCGGCAUAUUCAUCCAGUCCGACCUCUGGGUGAGAGUUCAGAAGCUCGGCUAG